CAAGUGUAUUGUAUUGUACCGCUAUGUACAUAGGUACCUAGUGCCGACGAUCUAAACCAAUUGGCAGAAACAUUGAAGUCUCGUCCUGUCCGUCGCAAACUCGGAGGGGAAUAUCACGACCAUAUUCAUAUUCAACAGAGGCCCUUGCCAAUUUUGCCCAAGAUGGUGUUCAUAAUGGGAGUGAACUUCCACGAGAAGAAACUCGUCAGGAAAGCCCUCGAGAGCUUCUACGGCCUAGGGCCGCAGCUAGCCGCGCGCAUCAUGGCCAAGUACACAAUCCACCCUCUCUCCCGAAUCGGCACCGUCGCUCCCAAGACCGUCACUGCCCUAACAGCCGAGCUGUCGACCAUGACGAUAGAAAACGACGCCAGGAGGAUAGUCCAGGACAACAUCAAGCGCCUGCGAGACAUGGGCACCAUCCGCGGAAGGAGACAUGCUAUGGGUCUGCCGGUGCGCGGACAGCGCACGAGGAACCAGAUCGAGACGGCCAAGAAGCUGAAUACCCUCGAGAGAGGAGGCACGUACUCCAAGAUUUAAAAGGAGCCAGCCGGAGGCAUGCUAUCCCUGGAGGGGUGUUUCGCAUGGCGUUGCGGGAAUAAGCGGCUGUUGGCCCCGUUGAAGUCAUUAGGGAAAGGCGUUAAUAAGAGGGUUGCGACGCAUUUUCGGUCGUCUUCAAACAGGACCUAUUCCGGUAUAUAAGUCUAGGGGCAUUGCUCCCUUGUGCAUUUAAACGUAAAUAUUUAAACAUUGCAUUUCAGGAGGACUAAGAAUCUCCUUCACGAGAGGCGGCGGCACAUAAAGUGGCGAUUUUUUCGGGUUAUAACCCCCUAGUCUCGUCGAACAUGAGCUAUCAUGAAACUGGAUAGUUACUUGAACUUAUGUGCUCCGUUUAUCAGACAAGCCGACUCUUUCUCAUAA
Messenger RNA from Daldinia decipiens, 918 nucleotides. Its product is annotated as ribosomal protein S13. The transcript has 4 exons. Lineage: Eukaryota; Fungi; Ascomycota; Sordariomycetes; Xylariales; Hypoxylaceae. Gene Ontology annotation, molecular function: structural constituent of ribosome; RNA binding. Gene Ontology annotation, biological process: translation. The record is from RefSeq and is a predicted model, not a curated record. Gene Ontology annotation, cellular component: mitochondrion; small ribosomal subunit; ribosome. Bases 163 to 537 code for a protein of 124 amino acids.